This is a messenger RNA of Sphaerodactylus townsendi, 1230 nucleotides long. It is a transcript of the gene KCNH5, whose product is annotated as potassium voltage-gated channel subfamily H member 5. Gene Ontology annotation, molecular function: voltage-gated potassium channel activity. Gene Ontology annotation, cellular component: membrane. The coding region runs from base 1 to 1230 and encodes 409 amino acids. The transcript has 6 exons. The record is from RefSeq and is a predicted model, not a curated record. NCBI's taxonomy places the organism in Eukaryota, Metazoa, Chordata, Lepidosauria, Squamata, Sphaerodactylidae. Gene Ontology annotation, biological process: regulation of membrane potential; potassium ion transmembrane transport.
AUGCAGGACUUGAUGAGCCUUUCGUCUGAUCCAGUGGGACUCUUCUUACGGUGCUGGACGAAGUUUGCCCGGUUGACAAGAGCUCUGACCAACAGCCGGAGCGUUCUGCAGCAGCUGACGCCCAUGAACAAAGCUGAGGUGGUCCAUAAACACUCAAGAUUAGCUGAAGUUCUCCAGCUGGGCUCCGACAUCCUCCCACAAUACAAGCAAGAAGCCCCAAAGACUCCACCGCAUAUCAUUUUACACUACUGCGCUUUUAAGACCACCUGGGACUGGGUCAUCCUCAUCCUGACGUUCUACACAGCGAUUAUGGUUCCUUACAACGUGUCUUUCAAAACCAAGCAGAACAACAUUGCGUGGCUGGUUCUGGACAGCGUGGUGGACGUGAUCUUUCUGGUGGACAUCGUGUUGAAUUUUCACACGACUUUUGUCGGACCCGGUGGAGAAGUUAUCUCUGACCCCAAACUCAUCAGGAUGAACUAUCUGAAAACGUGGUUCGUGAUAGACCUCUUGUCAUGUUUACCUUAUGACAUCAUCAAUGCCUUUGAGAACGUGGAUGAGGGGAUCAGCAGCCUCUUCAGUUCCUUAAAAGUGGUACGCCUUCUGCGAUUGGGCCGUGUCGCCAGAAAGUUGGACCAUUAUCUGGAAUAUGGUGCCGCGGUGUUGGUCCUUUUGGUCUGCGUCUUUGGACUAGUGGCCCACUGGCUGGCUUGUAUAUGGUACAGCAUCGGGGACUAUGAGGUCAUCGAUGAGAUAACAAAUACCAUCAAGACGGACAGCUGGCUCUUCCAAUUGGCUGAGAGCAUUGGGAUGCCCUAUCGAUACAACACGACCGGAUCAGGACAAUGGGAAGGCGGACCCAAUAAAUACUCUCUGUAUAUAACAUCCCUCUACUUUACCAUGACAAGCCUUACGACGAUAGGAUUUGGAAACAUUGCUCCAACCACCGACGGAGAGAAGAUCUUUUCGGUGGCCAUGAUGAUGGUUGGCUCUCUUCUUUAUGCAACGAUUUUUGGAAAUGUCACCACCAUUUUCCAACAAAUGUACGCCAACACCAACCGCUACCACGAGAUGCUGAACAACGUGAGAGACUUCUUAAAGUUGUACCAAGUCCCCAAAGGCCUUAGCGAACGAGUCAUGGAUUAUAUUGUCUCCACGUGGUCCAUGUCGAAAGGGAUAGACACGGAGAAGGUACACAAUUCACAGCACCGACUGAACAAAAGCUUGUAA